UGCACGCGGGCGCGGGAGCCGGGCGGCGGCCAUGGGCCUGGGCGUCAGCGCCGAGCGGCCGGCGGGCGGCACCGAGGGCUUCCACCUGCACGGGGUGCAGGAGAACUCCCCGGCGCAGCAGGCGGGCCUGGAGCCCUACUUUGACUUCAUCAUCACCAUCGGGCACUCGAGGCUGAACAAGGAGAAUGACACGCUGAAGGCGCUGUUGAAGGCUAACGUGGAGAAGCCCGUGAAGCUCGAGGUGUUCAGCAUGAAGACCAUGAAGGUGCGGGAGGUCGAGGUGGUGCCCAGCAACAUGUGGGGCGGCCAGGGCCUGCUGGGUGCCAGCGUGCGCUUCUGCAGCUUCCACAGGGCCAGCGAGCAGGUGUGGCAUGUGCUGGACGUGGAGCCGUCUUCACCUGCCGCCCUUGCUGGCCUGCGCCCCUACACGGACUACGUGGUUGGAUCCGACCAGAUCCUUCAGGAGUCAGAGGACUUCUUUACGCUGGUCGAGUCCCAUGAGGGGAAGCCCUUGAAGCUGAUGGUUUAUAACUCAGAGUUGGACUUCUGCCGGGAGGUGACUGUAACUCCCAACGCAGCCUGGGGUGGAGAGGGCAGCCUGGGGUGUGGGAUCGGCUACGGAUAUCUGCACCGGAUCCCAACCAAGUCCCCCAGCCACCACAGGAAGCCACCUGGUUCCCUGCCACCUAGACCCAUCCCCCAGGACCCUCCUGGCCCUCCUGGUCUGGAGAGGAACUCCAGCCGGAGUGACUACAUGGAGGCCCUGCUGCAGGCACCUGGUUCCUCCCUGGAGGCCCAGCUCCCCACACCUGUGAGUCCCCCCCAGGGUACUCCAGACCUCAAGGGACCUCUGCGUUCCAUGGAGACUCCGCUGCAGCCUCCCCCUCCGCUGCAGCGAGUCAUGGACCCAGGCUUCCUGGACGUGUCGGGCAUCUCCCUCUUGGAGAGCAGCAGUGCCAGCCUCUGGCCCAGCCGACCCUCCCCCACAGGGCUGACCUCCAUAGCUGCCUCAGCCUCGGGGCCCGAGGACAUCUGCUCCAGCAGUGGGUCUCAGGAGCGGGGCGGUGAGGCCACCUGGUCCGGGUCUGAGUUUGAGGACUCCUUCCUGGAUGGCCCAGGCGCCCAGACCCAGCUGGACCAUCUGCCUCAGCUGAGCCUUCCCGAUAGCCUCACCUCUGCAGCUUCACCAGAAGACGGAUUGUCUGCUGAACUGCUUGAAGCUCAGGCUGAGGAGGAGCCGGCAAGCAGUGACAAUCCCAAUUUCAGGAUGGAGACUGAGGGGGCAGCUGGCCAGGCCCAGAUCUCUGCCCCAGAAUAAGACCCUGAGCAGGAACAGGCCCCUGAUGGCAUCCCUGGAGCCCAGACAUGUGACAUGCAGGUUCCUGCUGCUGGGGGCGGGGGCUCGUGUCCACUCAGAACCUGCCCCUGAUCUCCACAUGACCCCCCGUGUUUGUUCUGUCUGGUGGUCCUGGCUUUGGGGACUCCGGCACUUGUUUGAAGGUGCCCAAACAAGUCCCCUGGUGUGGGAGAGGGCUGGGAGCAGCAUCCCAGAUGAAACACGUGCAGGAGUCAGCGUAGGAGAGGAAGAUCCUUUGCUGCUUGGGUGGGCACGGAGCCUGGGUGGGUUGAGACAGGCCGCCCUGGGGGAGGGCAUUCGGCUCCGGACCUCCAAGGCCACUGUGGCUGCCCAGGAGGUGGUGGGACAGGGGGUCUGUAUGGAGCGUUGUCCUGGCUGGUGGAAGGAACCCCCAGCCCCAGCCACUGACUGCACCAUGCACUUCCCCAUGUGUCCUCAGCCCGGCCACGCUGUCACCACCAGCUCAGGCUGGCCAGCGUGUGCCAGUCACAGGGGAGGACGUGUCCUGGGGGUGGGGUAGGGGUGCGGCUGGAAGUCCUGGCUCUUGAGCAGAGAGCCACCUGAGGUUCCUCUUCGCCAGGCCUGCCCACCACACAUCUGUGCCCUGCAUGGCGACUGUCAGCUCCCAGCCUCGGUCUCCUAAACCACCAAUCAGCCAGCCCCGCCCCAGAGACGGAUACAGCUGUGUUCUUCCCCUUCCACCUGCCUGGGUCUCCUCACCCUACAGGGCAUCUAGGGGCCUGGACAAGCACAGGAGUGGCUGUAGGCCUCCUGUUCUUUCCCAUCGUGUCGGGGAGGCCGCUUCCCCUGCCCUGUCCCCAGGUGCCUCUGUAGGCCUUGCAAGGCUAGGCUGGUUCUGUUCUGUCCCCCCCUGCAGGAGGAAGGGGGCUCUGCCCAGGGACGGCCCCUCACUGUCUGAGGUCCUCACCUCUCUGGCCAGGGCCCCCACCUUCCCACAUACACUGCUCAUUCUCAGUGGCCUUGCAUAGCCUCUACGCACUCACACCUGGAUGCGUAAUUGUCCAUACUUCCAGGAACCCAGAGCUCUGUCAGGUUCGCAGGAUGGGGACUGUCUGCUCUGCAAGGCACGCUGGUGAGCAGAGACUAGUAUCUGGAGGAAGGGCCCCAAAUUAGUGAACGCCUUGAGUUUUAAGCACCAUGUCAAGCCUACCAGAGCAGUUGAUAAGCCUGCAGAACCGUGAGACACUGUGUCCAAGGCCAGUGCUGGAGUCUGGGGGCUCAGGGUCUGUGCAGGAAUCCAGGAAGCAGAGCAGAACCACCACAGGACUGUCCUGGGCCAGAUUCCCUCCACUCUGUCGCCCGGUAGUCUCCCCAGUCACCGUCACCUAAGGGUGCUGCUGCUUCCCUCUUUCACUCCCCGACCCCAACACAAAGGAGGAGGUAAAGUGGGUAUCAGCACACAUUAUUUCCAGGGUGAAUGCAAAACGAGAGGGUUCCUUUGUAAUCUGCAGUGAAGGAAAAUGACAAGUGAAAAAAUAAAUAUGUACAAUGAAA
This is a messenger RNA of Loxodonta africana (African savanna elephant), 2872 nucleotides long. RefSeq names its product golgi reassembly stacking protein 1 (gene GORASP1). Gene Ontology annotation, biological process: Golgi organization. Gene Ontology annotation, cellular component: Golgi apparatus. The record is from RefSeq and is a predicted model, not a curated record. Gene Ontology annotation, molecular function: protein binding. The transcript is spliced from 9 exons. Lineage: Eukaryota; Metazoa; Chordata; Mammalia; Proboscidea; Elephantidae. Bases 32 to 1318 code for a protein of 428 amino acids.